Melanotaenia boesemani (Boeseman's rainbowfish) is the source of this 2492-nucleotide messenger RNA. Its product is annotated as vesicle-associated membrane protein-associated protein B/C-like. The record is from RefSeq and is a predicted model, not a curated record. The transcript has 6 exons. Gene Ontology annotation, molecular function: FFAT motif binding. Bases 221 to 964 code for a protein of 247 amino acids. Gene Ontology annotation, cellular component: plasma membrane; endoplasmic reticulum membrane. NCBI's taxonomy places the organism in Eukaryota, Metazoa, Chordata, Actinopteri, Atheriniformes, Melanotaeniidae. Gene Ontology annotation, biological process: endoplasmic reticulum membrane organization.
CCUGCUAGUGGAGUUAGCAAUAGCACGCUAGUCCCCAGAAGCAGUCGGCCAGCCUGUCAGUCCGAGUGGUGGUGCAUUUGUAAAUCCCCUCCUACCUUUCCGUUGGUAAACCAAAGACGGCUGUGUGGUUUUCUUCGGGGGCCAGCUGCUUUAUCCCUACGAGCCACUAGCUAUAUAACGUUGUUGUCCUUACCGUUACGAACGGAAUUCGCCUUGGGACAUGGCCAGACCAGAACAAGUCCUGGUGCUAGAGCCACAACACGAACUGAAAUUCAGAGGUCCGUUCACAGAUGUUGUCACUGCUACCUUGAAGCUUACCAACCCCACAGAUAGAAAUGUGUGUUUCAAAGUCAAGACAACUGCACCUCGCAGAUACUGUGUGCGCCCAAACAGUGGCAUCAUCGACGCUGGAACCUCCAUCAAUGUUUCUGUUAUGCUACAGCCCUUUGACUAUGACCCCAAUGAAAAGAGCAAACAUAAAUUCAUGGUGCAGUCCAUGCUGGCUCCUUAUGACAUGACUGACAUGGAAGGAGUUUGGAAGGAGGCAAAGCCUGAAGAACUGAUGGAUUCAAAGUUGAGAUGUACAUUUGAGAUGCCUCUAGAAAAUGAUAAAACUCAUGAGAGUGAAAGCAACAAAACUGUGUCUUCCUCUACCUCUGUUAAGACUGAACACUCUGUGCUGCCUAAGUCAGCCAGUGUCUCGCUGGAUGACGGUGAGGUGAAGAAGAUCAUGGAAGAGUGCAAGCGGCUGCAGAUGGAGGUUCAGAGGCUACGGGAAGAAAACAAACAGAUCAGGGAGGACGACGGUCUGCGGAAGAGAAAGGUGACAUCAGUGGCUGCUUCUCACUCCUCUAACACCAUGACAACCACGGCCAUGAGGGACGAAGGCCUGAGCACCCGUGUCCUGGCGCUCUGCUUGCUCUUCUUUGUGAUUGGAGCCAUCGUUGGCAAGCUGGUCCUGUAGAGACACUGAUGGACAGCACAGUGACAGACGGACGGAUGGACAGCUUGCUCAGCACUAUGUGUCAAUGGUGGAAACGGGGAUGUCUUCUGGGUUUGAAGUGUUUAAAACUAAUGAAGGCAAUCCUGAGUUAAACCACGAGUGUGAGCGUUUUUGUCACAGUUCCGGCCUUUUUCUUUUCUUUUCUUUCUUUUUCUUUUUGUGAAAUAAUGACCACCUGUGAUCUGUUAUUUCCGUCCAUCUCUUCUUCCUAAAUGAUCUUCCCCAACUUGCACAGAUAACAGUUCAUGGUGUGAUGGUGGCUUCACACUGGCUGAAUGUUUAAAGUCUUUCAUUGAUUCUUAGAUUUUAAGCUCUCAUUCAUGUUCUUUAACUUCUGAUGAUCUCUCUUCUUCUCAUUACUGAUAAUCUGCAAGAAGAAGUAAACGCAGCUGAUCAGUGAAAGACUUUUUCUAAGCUCAGACUUAAUGUAUUGACUUCUAAACGGUUUGUGGUUAAAACAAAAAAUAUAUAAAUAUAAAUAUAUAUACAUAUAUGAGCCAGUAGAAGCCGCAUUUGUGUCUUGUUGAUUUUGCCUCCUGCAGGUGCGCUGAUGUGACUGUGUGGAUGUUUUUAUGUGAGGAGACUGCAAACAGUGAAAUCGCAGGUUGCUUUAGAACAAAGGAAGAGGGCUGCUUUAAAAAAAACUGUCAUCUGAGCAGGUUUCCUGUAUACAACAGAAAAAAUAAAGGGUGUUUAUUGGAAAUCAUGGUUGAAACUUUUGAUGAUUUCAGUCUCCAUCUAGACAGAGAAAUCUGUUGUAAUUCAGUAAAUCAAUUUUUGGGUCAUUAAUAAAAUUACAACUGAGUAAAAUCAAGGUAUUGAUUAUGAAUUCAUGCUGUGUAUACAUUAAUUUACAAAACAAGGCUGGACUUUAAUUUCAAACAUUAGUUUCCUGAUAUUUGUCCUGAUCUGUGGUUCAGUCACACCAGGCUACUAGCAAACCAACUUAUACAUUUUUAAUAAACUGAGUAUUUAACAGUUUUGCCCAUGAAGGAUGGAUUUUCUAUCCUUGUUUUUCUUUUUUUGUUGUUGUUGUUCUCCUGUAUUAUCACAGUCACAAUGCUUCUGUUAUUAUCAAAUGCACUAUAUGCAAUUGUGCACUCCGCAGCCUGCAUGAAAUGGCCUGGAUCUAUAUGAUUAUUUUUUUGAGUGAUAGAAUUAUAUAAGCAAAAAAAAAAAAAAACUUCAGAAGGGACCAUCUUUGGUUUAUCAUUUUGUCUUUUAUUUCAUUUUGAUCAGCUGUUCAUUUAUUUCCUGUUGGGCUCUGGUAGUUGUAUGAUAACACAGCUGUAUUAUCUUGGCUAUUUCAUGACCAUCUCGGCAAACUUGGUUGUUUUUUCUAGAGACACAUCUGCAUUUUUCAUUCCCUGAUGAGUUUGGGGAGCAGAGAUGUGUGGAUGUUGUCUUCUGACAGGAAUUCUGUGAAUACACACUACGUUAAAGGAAAAAAAAAAGCAUCAAGGCUUCAAACCAUGCCUGCACCAAUACA